Molecule: messenger RNA, 2602 nt
Organism: Chara braunii
Lineage: Eukaryota; Viridiplantae; Streptophyta; Charophyceae; Charales; Characeae
Source: the annotation of a GenBank genome assembly
UGACUGCAUCUUCUGGCGGUCGAAUGGAACCCGACACGAUGAGGCCACAACCGACCAUGGGCGAAGCAGGAGAGGAGUACAGGGCAUCGCCCGAUCGAGCACUGAGGGAUCUGAAGGAACGAAUUAGGCAAGAAGCACCGCUGAGAUGGGUUGACCAAACCAAUGACGGAGGGCCCGACAUGAGAGACGAACCAGUAGCGACAGAGCCGCAGGAGGCUCUAAAGACAGGUACCUCGAACGGACGACGAGAAGCGACGAGGCGGCGCUCCCCCGAGUAUGAGCGGAGGGACACCGUAGCGGACAGGUACAGAGACGACAAGAGAGAGAAUUUGAGGGAUUCCUAUUGGAGGGACAGGGAUAGAGACAAGGCGCCGCCCAGGCGAGUCUUCGACCCCCAGAAAGGGGAGUCACAUUCACUCCCUUACGAGAACAAGGAUCGCUAUAUUAUUACGCACAAGGCCUCAGAGCCUCCUACCUUCAGGGGUUAUGGUAUCACAGAAUAUCUGGAGAAGUGGGAGCUUCACGCCAGCCGGAGUCAGUGGUCGGAGGAAGAGAUUAUAAAGAACUUCCUAUUUAAUGUGAACCCAAGACUUGGUAGGGACGUUAAGGAAGCUCGACCGAAGGAUGGGAAAUGGACUACGUACAAGAAGAACCUCGUCGAGCUUUACAAAUUGGAGGAUAACAAGUAUUUCAUCAAGGACCUUGAAACAAUGACUCAAGAUGAAGAUGAGAGCGUACGGACAUUUGGGAUGCGUUUCCAAAAGAUCUCCGACGUGCUGAUGAAGAAGGGGAAGAUCUCAGAGGUCGAGCGCUGUACUAUCUUCAUCGGACACUUGUCCAAAGGUAGGCAAAAGAGUAUACUUAGAGAUCUUCCGCGCAACAGGCUUGAUUUCCCAGAAGUCCUAAAGCUCGCGAUAAAGGCAGAGGCAGACGAUUACAAGGACUUGGUGUGGAAAGGGAUGAGGAGACGUGAUUUCUCUCUCUACAAGGAGUAUGUCACUGAUAGAUGUCCUGAUUUCAAAGAUUAUCCCUGGUCGGAGAAGAAUGAGGCCGUGGCUGAGGAAGUGAAGGAGAUACGGGACAUGGUGAAGGGAUUAACGAGACAGGUUACAGAGAUUCUGACCGCCACAGGGGUCACAGCCUACCAGGACAAACCUGGAGGGCCCUAUUCACUUCGCUGGGAUCAUAGGAACAACGAUCCCUUGAGCAGUGUCGAGGAUAGGAAUCCUCGGACGCUGACUGAUUAUCGUACGAGGGGAAAAGAGAGAGACGAUGAAUCAUGGCGACGUAGGGACGAUGAGAUAGACCGAGACCGCAGAGAACGCGAGCUGUUUGUGCGAACAAGGAGGCUAGAUGAUUACCAGCGAAGCCCUCGCUAUGAGGCUGAUCGGGAUGGGUCACGCGGACGGUUUGAGCACGGGGGAGAUGCGAGAGAGCAGCGCGACGAGUCGCGGGGAUGGUACAACCGAGGGGACCGAUGCGAUGAGUCACGAGGACGAUAUGACUCGGGGGACCGCCGGAAUGAUUCGCGAGGGCGGUAUGAGCAAGGAGGGUCUGGAGGAGACCGGCGCAACGAUUCGCGCGGACGGAAUAAGAGAGGAGGAUAUGACGUCUCAUCAGAACCAUAUCCUAAGUUGCCUGACCCCAAGGCGGCCAGGAGUUCGAUCUCUAGAGGCGCAGACGACAGGCCAUCUACUCCCAGGAACUCAUGCGUCUACUGUAGAGGAGAAAAUCAUAUCAAGAGGGAUUGCCGGGAUCUCAAACGGGCAAUAGAUGAGGGACUUGUCGUGCUUGACGACCGCAAGUAUGUCAAGUGGGCAGAUGAUCUGGGAGAUGUAUCGAUGUUUCCUUCGAUGAAGGAGAAUGUCGAAGCAAGGAGAAUAAAGACGAGUAAAGGAAUGGAGCCGGUCAGGAGCCAGAGCAUCAAGAUAAUCUUUGAGGGGGAUAUCGCGACCACACCCAUAAGGGUGGCAGCCACCAAGUCGGCAAGAGGGUCUACAUCGAAGAAGACUGACACGGAUUACGUGAUGACGGAGAAGGACGGGCAGCGAGUCUAUGGAGAGGAGGUUAUCCUUUCGCCGCGAAAGAGGGGAGUGAAGAAGUUCUUAAUGAAGAGUUCGCUGGACGAGAUUGACACGGUUGAGCCACUGAGGCGGGCCCUUCGGCAACCAAUGCAGUGUUCUAUUCUGGAGUACCUGGCGGCAUCGAAGCCGGCUCGUGAUGAAUUACAGAUGAUCACGCGGAAGACUCGCAUACCUCUAUCAGAGGAGGGUCAGGGGACCCCUAAAGCGGAAGCUUCUACAAUAGCGGUAACGGGGGUGACUGCCAGAGCGGAUCGCAUGACGACAGUCCUUCUCGAUGGGAUGGAAGGUGUGCCUCCAGACAAGUUUUAUAUACUUGGUAGCGGGGCCGUAGAGACGAUUAUAAACGACGGAGCGAUACUCGAUGCUGUGAUUGAUAACGGCAGUGAGGCUGUCAUCAUAGACGAGGACCUGGCAGUACAAGUUGGACUGGGCCUCGAUAGGUCAUACCUAUUCGAGAUAUAGACGGCUGAUAGGAGAAAGCAACAGAUCACUGGGUUUUGUCACAAGGCAGCCAUAGA